Molecule: messenger RNA, 2593 nt
Organism: Salvelinus namaycush (lake trout)
Lineage: Eukaryota; Metazoa; Chordata; Actinopteri; Salmoniformes; Salmonidae
Product: collagen alpha-1(XIII) chain-like
Exons: 24
Coding region: 185-1219 (344 amino acids)
Source: RefSeq, a predicted model, not a curated record
GCGUAUUGUACAGCCUUGUGUUGGAGGAUUGGCCACACAGGGCGAGCCUGGAGCUCAGGGCCCACCAGGACCUCCCGGCCCUCCAGGGCCCUCAGGGACCUCUGGACUGAAUGGUGCUAGUGGACCGCCGGGUAAACCUGGUGAACCAGGAAAACCUGGGAAAGAUCUAAGGCUCCUACCAGGGAUGAAGGGUGAGCCAGGCAUGGCAGGAAUAAAGGGUGAUGUUGGCCCCGCUGGUCCUGAAGGCCCCAAGGGACUGAAGGGAGACCUUGGACUGAAGGGUGACAAGGGCGAACCCAGCGCAGCAGGAACUGGCAUCAAAGGAGAACCAGGGACCCCAGGACUCCCAGGCCUAUCAGGAUCCAAGGGUGACAAAGGCGACCAAGGUCUCAAGGGGGAAGCAGGAUCUGAUGGCCCAGCUGGACCAAGAGGUCCUCCAGGUGCAGCAGGGGAGCCAGGGAAAUCAGAAAUCAUCAACAAUGAAAAUGAUAUUCGGAAUGUACCUUUGAUGGGCCCACCUGGCCCUCCAGGGGUCUCCGGAACACCAGGAACAAAGGGUGAAGUUGGCCUUCCAGGCCCUUCAGGUCUUGACGGAGAGAAGGGUCCUCGGGGGAAGCCUGGAGAGCCAGGUCCUGUUGGCCCAGCGGGCCCUGAAGGUCCCAGAGGGGAGGGGGGCCUGAUGGGUUUCUCAGGACCCAAAGGAGACAAGGGGGACAUGGGUCCCUUUGGAUCAUCUGGUCAGAAGGGCGAGUCCGGAGAUAAGGGAGGAAGGUCAGACAUGGUCUAUGGGCCCCCAGGGCCUCCAGGGCCCCAAGGACCAGUUGGCCCCGCGGGACCUGAAGGACUGGGAGGACCAAAGGGGGAGCAUGGCAUAGGCAUACGGGGAGAGAAGGGAGCAUCUGGUUCGAAGGGCGAUAGAGGGGACAGGGGCCAUCUUGGACUUCCUGGUCUAAUAGGACCAGUUGGUGUGGCAGGGCCAGCAGGACCAAAGGGAGAUAGAGGUUUCAUGGGAGAUUCAGGAGUCCCAGGACCAAUUGGUCCUCAAGGCAUCCCUGGUUUAGUAGGACCACAAGGAUUCAAAGGGAACCGGGGAGAGAGGGGCAAGAAAGGCAACAGGGGAACUAAAGGGGAUAAGGGAGACCAAGGAGCACCCGGAUUAGAUGCCCCCUGUCCGUUGGGGGAUGACGGCCUACCAGUAUCAGGGUGUUGGAAUAAAUGACGAUAACUUCGAGGUGGCACGUGUGAUUGUACAUAGAAUAUUUAUUUUUGUACUUUGUAUGUGCUUUCUUAUAUUGAGGGAAGAAAAAGAAAAUCAUAACAAUACGCCAGGAGUUUUGUACAGAUUGUUUAUUUUUAUUACUUGUAAUAAUGUUUAUGUAUUGGAUUUUAUUUUAGAGCUAUGCAUUAUGUCGACAUGUUUGAAUAAGGAAGAAUGACAAUGUGGCUACAUACAGUAUGCAUGAUAUUUGUGCAUAAUGUGAAUGGAUAUUGCCUAUUAACUUAUUGUAUCAUGUGAUUUUGUUUUGUUGUGACCAUGCUGCACUGAAUUGUGGGGCUGGAAAGAUGAAGCGUUGGCUUAUUGAAAUAUCUUAGUUGAACCCUCUUUGUAGCGAUCAAAACUAUCAAAAUGAACAGCACCGCAAAUAAUUCCUGUCUAAAUAUGUACACAACUCAAGUCACGGUGACAGACAGCACUGUAUUUAGUCUGCACUGUACAGUAUAGCCAUUUGAAUCACUAGCACACAGAUACUCAUGGAUCUCAUCCGAUUUGAACCGUUUAGGAUUUCUGAUAUCACAAACCCAUAAAGUAUCCUGACUAGCCAGCAUGCCACACAAGCACAUGUUGUCGCUUUCUCUGAAAGGGGAUCUCAUGAAGGCGGUUUCAACUAAGAUUGCCAGACCAUUUCAAGCUUUAAUUGUUUCCACCAUGGCAAAACUGCCAUUUUUAAAUAGAAAACAAAUACUUAGCGUUCGCUGCUUUUUCACUGGCUGAGUAGUUAUACAGCCAGAGUGACCAACCAUUCUAAGCUAUAGCUUCACAUAUAACCUGACCUCAAUUUGUCCAAGUUAUCUGUAAAUAUUUUUGGGGGACCAAAUCUAAGGGGCCACCCAUUGCUUUUUCACUAUCAGGCUCUCUUUAACCAUGGGUGUUUGCCUUUUUGUUAGAACGUUAUCAAAUUGAGACAAACCCAUGUUACAAGCUUUCUCUUGGAUGACUGAAAUAUUGCUGCUCACCCUUAAGGCAUGCUGCUGCAACCGGCCACAUAGCCUCUACGGCCAGUGUACCUCAUCCAUUUAUUUAUAUGAAGAAAGCCAUUAAUGGACAAUAAAUAUAUAUUUUUUGAUAAGAAAAAACAGACUUGUUAUUUACAGCUGUUUUAUAGGAUGUAGUAGUCUACGUCUAUGUGUUUAUGAAUCAGUAUUGAAGAAAUGGAUGAAGGGGACUGGAGUAGAGUUGCUCCAUUACCGCUGCUCAUUGUAAAAAAGCUCUGUGUUCUGCUCUGCCUGGAAAUGUAUAGCUAGAUUAAGAGAUUGUCAGAUUACCACCCUCAAUAAAGUCUCCAUCGGGUUCUUAUACCUCAUACUAUGCCUU